Nymphaea colorata (pocket water lily) is the source of this 663-nucleotide messenger RNA. RefSeq lists its product as uncharacterized. Gene Ontology annotation, cellular component: ribosome; cytosolic large ribosomal subunit. NCBI's taxonomy places the organism in Eukaryota, Viridiplantae, Streptophyta, Magnoliopsida, Nymphaeales, Nymphaeaceae. The coding region runs from base 1 to 663 and encodes 220 amino acids. Gene Ontology annotation, molecular function: structural constituent of ribosome. Gene Ontology annotation, biological process: ribosomal large subunit assembly; translation. The transcript has a single exon. The record is from RefSeq and is a predicted model, not a curated record.
AUGGGCAGAAGACCAGCUCGCUGCUACCGCGUCUGCCGCGGAAAGCCUUACCCCAAGUCACGCUACAACCGAGGUGUGCCUGACCCCAAGAUCCGCAUCUACGAUAUCGGUCGCAAGAAGGCCCCCGUGGCUGACUUCCCCUUCGUGGUCCACAUCGUCUCCAACGAGGUCGAGCAGAUCUCCUCCGAAGCUCUGGAGGCCUCGCGUAUCGCCUGCAACAAGUACCUGACCAAGCACGUGGGCAAGGACAACUUCCACAUGCGGUGCCGCGUGCACCCCUGGCACGUGCUCAGAAUCAAUAAGAUGUUAUCAUGCGCUGGAGCUGAUAGACUCCAGGCAGGAAUGAGAGGCGCCUUCGGUAAAUCCUACGGCAAGGCCGCCAGAGUCAAAAUCGGCUCCAUUCUCUACUCCGUCCGCAUCCGUGAGGGCGACGUCAAGAAGGCUCUCGAGGCCUUCAGAAGAGCCAAGAACAAAUUCCCCGGCAGUCAGAGAAUCGUCGUCUCCAACAAGUGGGGAUUCACCAAGCUCACCCGUCUCGACUACCAGAAGAGAGCCGCCGAGGGCACCAUCAUCAACAACGGCUCCGACGUGAAGCUGGUCCGCACCAAGGGCCCCCUCGCCCAGUCCCCCCUCUUCAUCGACGCCAAGGUCCCCAAGAAAUGA